CCGAGGGCCCGCGAAAAAUCUGUGCAUGAUCUGUUCUUUCUUAAUUUCUCUGUGCAACCGGACUACCGGAGAGGUAUUUUCCUGCGAUUCGACGAGAAAAUGGAGGAAAACCUCCGGAUCUGGCCUCUGAAACCCUAGAAAUCCUACAAUCCUCAAAGCACAGCCGAAAACGCGAACACACUCGCACCGAGAGAGAAGGAAGACGAAAUGGAGAAGAACCAGAGUGAUAGGCAGCUCAAUUCGAUCACAUUGCUGAACCAAAUGGCUUCAGACCCCUAUUACCUCUUCCACUUCCUCGCUUUCUUCUCUUACAUCCCCGUUCGCUGCUCCGCCUCCCAUGUCCUCUCGCCUCCCUUCUCGUCCUAUCUUCAUCACCGAGAAAUUCAAGCAGUUAUUGCAUUCUCUCUGCUGACUGCUAUCAAGAUGGUGAGAAAAGAGACAUGGGAGGCCUUCAUUGCAGAUACUUUGUUCUUUGCCAAGAUUUUUCUCUUUGGUAUUGCUUUGGUCGUGGAUUAUCACUUGGCUUUAUGGUACUUGUUGGUGUUUCUAGUUGUAUACACCUUGACACAACAACCUCCCUACCAGGGUAUAGGUGCUACACUUCAAUUAACGCCGUUGCAGUUGGAAGCACUGCUGACUGAUGGCAAUACAUCAAGAUUCUGGCUGGUUGAAUACCGUGAAUUGUCUUCAUCUACUUGCGUUCAAACCAGUCGGGUCUUUCCUGAAUUAUCGAUUACGUACUCGAACAAAAAUUUAUCUUUUGGGGUUGUUGAUCUUGGCCUCUUCCCCAAUACUGCAGAAAAGUUUGGUAUCUCUCUAGGGAGCAGCGACAAACUUCCUAAGUAUAUAUUGUUUGAGAAUGGAGUGGAGAUUACACGCUUUCCUGAGAUGGAUUUUGAAGCAAAAACUUCUACUUUUACUAUAACAAAGAAACUCCUUUGCCGGCAUUUUGAGCUUGAUCGGCACCUUCUUGAUUACAUAAACGGUAAAUAGGUGAACAAUGUCCUUUUUGUUAUUUAAUGGACUUUUCAUUCUUCGGUUCUUCUUUCUUAUUGUGUUAUUUUGUAGUUUUGUUUUGAGAUGUCAAUUCGGAAAGGAUAUACACAAGGAGGUUCAUCUGUUACAAACGUUUUGGUGCCAUUUGUGUAUUUAUAGUGCCAGUUUUAUGUUACAUGAGUAGAAGGCAAUCAGCUUAUAGGCAUCACCAAUUUUUA
Rhododendron vialii is the source of this 1214-nucleotide messenger RNA. RefSeq lists its product as uncharacterized. The transcript is spliced from 10 exons. Lineage: Eukaryota; Viridiplantae; Streptophyta; Magnoliopsida; Ericales; Ericaceae. The coding region runs from base 208 to 993 and encodes 261 amino acids. The record is from RefSeq and is a predicted model, not a curated record.